AUGGUCACUCAACCAGCCAAGAUCCCCGUCGCCGCCCCAGGCCCCCUCGCCAGGGCUUUCCCAGCCGUCAUCGCCGUCGGCGUCAUCUCUGCCGUCGCGCUAAAUGUUCGCUCCCAACUGAAGACUCAUUCAGCCACCCAGGACCGCUUCUUUGCCAAGUACAAGAACCCCGAGAGCGAAGCCGUUCGCCAAAAGGUGUUCGAUGGCGCUGUCGAGGACCCUCGCAAAAGCUGGUUCAACGUCCUGGGCUGGUGA
Molecule: messenger RNA, 255 nt
Organism: Trichoderma harzianum CBS 226.95
Lineage: Eukaryota; Fungi; Ascomycota; Sordariomycetes; Hypocreales; Hypocreaceae
Exons: 2
Coding region: 1-255 (84 amino acids)
Source: RefSeq, a predicted model, not a curated record